GAGCGCUUGCACGAAUAAAUUGGGUUGUCUAAUUCUAAAUAAAUUGGGCAUCUCUCGAACAAAAGAAAUAAUAGAGAAGGAUCAAUUUACCGAAUACGAAACUACGGACGAAGCAACGCUUGCUCCAGAACGUCGUUGAGCUUGUUUUCAAUGGGAAAGCGCAAGAACGAAGAACCGAGGUUAAAGAUGAACGGUGCAUUCUUCCAAGCUCAGAGUGAAAAACGCGAGUCGUGUCGUGUUAAGGAUGCAAACAUGCGUCGAGUAUUGGACAGUGCCGCACGAACGCGCCGUCAACGGAAAGCUCUUGAUGGCCUCGAACACGACAACUUCCACGACGAUCCUCACGCUAAUUUGGUCAUGCACAAGAAAGCACCAAAGUUUGAAGAAACUCUGGAAGGAAAACGGAAAAGACGCGCAAAGGGUGAACCGUUCAAGAACCGCUUCAAGAAGAACUUGAACUCUCUGCUAGAGGAACAGCAAGUAGCUACGCCAGAGCCUCCUAACUAUGCAAGUGCAAAUCUUCCACCGUCACGCUUCCCUGCAAGACACUUCUGUGCAGUGUGCGGUUUUCCUUCCAAUUACACCUGCGUCUCUUGUGGAUCGAGAUACUGUUGCAUAAAGUGUCUAGGAACGCAUCAAGAUACGAGGUGUUUGAAAUGGACAGCGUAGUAACAUCUGCACUGCAAGCAACUUUUAUUUCUAGAAAAACUAUCGCUACAGAAGCCACUUUGGUCACCAGACUGUAAUGCAUUGCCUUGUGUAUCCAACAGCCUAGAAUAGAAUAUCUUUAGAAAAUACAUCUUGGGCAUGUUA
Messenger RNA from Ornithodoros turicata, 813 nucleotides. RefSeq names its product zinc finger HIT domain-containing protein 1-like. Lineage: Eukaryota; Metazoa; Arthropoda; Arachnida; Ixodida; Argasidae. The transcript has a single exon. The record is from RefSeq and is a predicted model, not a curated record. Gene Ontology annotation, molecular function: nucleosome binding. Gene Ontology annotation, biological process: chromatin remodeling. Gene Ontology annotation, cellular component: Swr1 complex. The coding region runs from base 151 to 669 and encodes 172 amino acids.